This is a messenger RNA of Acyrthosiphon pisum (pea aphid), 2352 nucleotides long. RefSeq names its product putative phospholipase B-like 2. NCBI's taxonomy places the organism in Eukaryota, Metazoa, Arthropoda, Insecta, Hemiptera, Aphididae. The transcript has 8 exons. Gene Ontology annotation, molecular function: glycerophospholipase activity. The coding region runs from base 239 to 1933 and encodes 564 amino acids. The record is from RefSeq and is a predicted model, not a curated record. Gene Ontology annotation, cellular component: extracellular region. Gene Ontology annotation, biological process: phospholipid catabolic process.
GGAGUGACGUGGACAUUGCAAAGUAUUGGUACAAAUAUACAAUAUGUUACUUAUGUAUAAUGUAUAUUAAACAUAAUAUUAUAUACUAUAAUUAUUAUCUGCAGGAUUCAGGCUCGCGGCUUUAGCAGCAGAACCAUUUAGUUGGUUAUCGAUCGCAUUUGUUGUGCCUACAAGCAUUAUUAAUUUAUUAUACCUCCACAUAUGUACUACAAUAAUCGUGUAAUUGUCGUUUGUUAUUAUGUCUGCCAAAAAAAUCGCGAUUGCCGUGUUUAUAGUGUCGUCUGUGAUCAUCAUCUUGACGCUUCCAACGCGGAGUUCGGGCGACGACACGCACCAGUUAUUUUACGCUAUCGCCGACGAGGACGAUAAUAUUAUUAGGAUUCGACACACGGAAGACGGUAGAGUCGUCGGUAAAGCUAGUUACACUCGGAGUAUAAACGCUACAGGGUGGGAUUAUUUAGAAAUAUUUACAUCUAUCAAAGAAGAUGACGUGAUGCAAGCCUAUGCCGCUGGUUUGUUGGAAGGAUACGUCACUGCCGACUUGAUAAACACGCAUUGGUAUAAUGUUUUUCAAAAUUUCUGUGACGGUCGAGUAUACUUGUGUGAAAAAUUGAACGAGUUCUUGUGGACUAAUAAAAAUUGGGUCAUGUCCCAAGUGACAGAGAAAAAUGGAUCGGACGCGUAUUGGCAUCAAGUUGGCCUCAUGUACAAGCAACUCGACGGGUUAUACGAUGGAUAUAAGUUGAAUACAAAAGAAGGAAUGCAGUCUUUGACAUGGGAAAAUUUUUUUUGGAUGAACAUUCAAGAAGAUUUAUUUAAUUUAUGCGAUGCCUUUAAUUCAUCGCACCCUCAUAAAAAACCACUGGGGGCUGAAUCGUGUUCAGUUCUUAUAAAAUUACUACCUGGAUCCAAAGAGUUGUUAUUCUCUCACGUUACUGGGAAUCGGUACGAAACAAUGCUGAGGAUACAAAAGCGAUAUCGUCUCAAUUACAAGGAAAGUAAAUCGUCGUACCAACUAGUGUUCGGACACGAUAUAACAUUUAGUUCGUAUCCUGGAUUCAUAUAUUCAAUGGACGAUUUUUACUUGAUUUCUUCGGGUUUAGCAGUCACCGAAACAACUAUUUCUGUUUACAAUCCAAAGUUAUGGGCCUAUGUUCAGCCAGUUGACCAGGUGAUGGUUUUCGUUCGGGCGAUGGUGGCUAAUCGGCUGGCUUCCGAUGGAUUAGCCUGGACGAAGUUGUUCAAGAAAUACAACAGUGGUACGUACAACAACCAGUGGCUGGUGAUCAAUUACUCGCUGUUUCGGCCAGGUCGCAAACUGCCUAGAAGAGGGCUGCUCUUCAUGCUCGAACAAAUUCCCGGACUGGUCGAGACGCGUGACGUGACCGAAUCGUUUCUGAACCAGACGUACUGGGCGAGCUACAACGUGCCAUUCUUACCUACGAUAUCCGAGGCGAGCGGUCAAGACGAUAUGGUGAAGCAAUACGGAAAUUGGUUUUCGUACAAAGACACUCCCCGGGCUCGUAUAUUGGCCAGGGACCAUGUUGGUGUGACGGACGUGCCGAGCAUGAUGCACCUGAUGCGUUCCAACGAUUUCAGAAACGAUCCAGAGUCCAGAUGUGAGUCUUGUGUUCCUCCGUAUUCGGCUGCAAACGCCAUUUCGUCCAGGGAUGAUUUAAAUGACAAGGACGGCGUGUACCCGUUUGAGGCACUUGGCUAUUCGAACAAGGGCGCCAUAGACGCCAAAGUAACGAGCCAUAUGACUUUCAAGAAGCUGAGAUUUUUGGCCGUCUCUGGACCGACUUGGGGUACCGGAGGACGUCUCGGAGAGUUCUGUUGGAGCAAAUCACGCUUUGCCAACGUCAGCCACAUCGGAUUACCUGACUGUUGGAGUUUCAAACCCAAGUUGCAUCGGUGGCAAUGGCAAAACUAGAGCUAAAAUAUUUCCCUACAGCAGCUUAGGAGAUAGUUAAGGUUAUUGCUAUCGACCACUAAUUCACACCAUCGAUUGAUGAAAAGCAGUUUUAAAUCUGUGAAUGAAUAAUUAUAUUUUAGGGGAAUAUGUGGUUUUUUAAGGAGUGGGUUCUGAGUCCAGUCACUCUAGUUUGCAUUUUAGAACAUCGUGAUUUAAGUAUUUAACUGUGUAAAACGGGAACCUAUAAUCUUGUAAAGGUGUGCGGUGUGUCCGAAAAAUAUUCUGGUAUUCUGCUGCAGGUAAUUUGAAGCCAGAGAGCAGAUGCUGUUUGAAUGUUUGAUCUACACAUGAGAAUUAUGUACAAUCGAAAAAUAUAUAUUUUAAGGAUAUAAAAUAUGAAGAAAAUGGUAUUAUUAAUUAACAGUAAUAUACCUAUA